Astyanax mexicanus (Mexican tetra) is the source of this 817-nucleotide messenger RNA. RefSeq names its product von Hippel-Lindau binding protein 1 (gene vbp1). Gene Ontology annotation, molecular function: tubulin binding. Gene Ontology annotation, cellular component: prefoldin complex; cytoplasm. The record is from RefSeq and is a predicted model, not a curated record. The coding region runs from base 68 to 655 and encodes 195 amino acids. Gene Ontology annotation, biological process: microtubule-based process; protein folding; tubulin complex assembly. The transcript is spliced from 6 exons. Lineage: Eukaryota; Metazoa; Chordata; Actinopteri; Characiformes; Acestrorhamphidae.
GGCCGGGCGGCUGGCCGGAGAAACGCCCAACGUCACCUAAAGAGGAAGGGCUACGGGUCUUUCCAAAAUGGCGACGACCAUAGAGAGCAGCAAUGCUGGAGCUGCGAGCAAGAAAAAACACCUCGGGAUCCCCGAAGCGAUCUUCGUGGAGGAUGUGGACUCCUUUAUGAAGCAGCCCGGCAAUGACACAGCAGAUGCUGUACUAAGGAAGCUCGAUGAACAGUAUCAGAAAUAUAAAUAUAUGGAGCUUAACCUGUCCCAGAAGAAACUCCGGUUGAAAAGCCAGAUUCCACAAAUCAAGCAGACGUUAGAAAUCUUACGGCACAUGCAGAAGAAAAAGGACACUACAGAUCCAAUGGCGACUCACUUCCUUUUGGCUGAUAACGUGUACUGCAAGGCCUCCGUCCCUCCCACAGAUAAAGUGUGUUUGUGGCUUGGGGCAAACGUAAUGUUGGAGUAUGACAUAGACGAAGCCCAGUCACUCCUGGAGAAGAACCUCGCCACAGCCUCCCGAAACCUGGAGUCCCUAGAAGAGGACCUGGAUUUCCUCCGAGACCAGUUCACAACCACUGAAGUCAAUAUGGCGCGUGUCUACAACUGGGACGUCAAGAGGAGGAGCAAAGACAACCUCCUCAAAUCUGCUGAAAAGUCUUAGAGGAGGGGCAUUGCUUUUCCAUCCCCGACCACACCCCAAAACUCUCACCCCUGAUAGUACCAACUGCCCCAUGUGUCCACCUACUUCCACACUGUUAUCUAUUGAUUUGUUACUUUUUAAAAUAUUUUUUCAAGUAAAAAGGAAAAAAGAAAUCAAACAGAA